Messenger RNA from Eriocheir sinensis (Chinese mitten crab), 3980 nucleotides. RefSeq lists its product as uncharacterized. The coding region runs from base 216 to 830 and encodes 204 amino acids. The transcript has 7 exons. The record is from RefSeq and is a predicted model, not a curated record. NCBI's taxonomy places the organism in Eukaryota, Metazoa, Arthropoda, Malacostraca, Decapoda, Varunidae.
UACAUUUUCAAAGCUCUCUCCUGUACGCGAGGCAGUCACCCUGCAGACUCCGCCGCGGACACUACUCCCGCAGAAAAUGGAAGUGUGAUCUGCCAGCCGCGUCGCGCCGUGUCAUCAGCAACAGCCAGACUCCCGCUGCUCCGAUGACUACCUGCGUGUGAGGCGGCAGGUGACCCGUCGCAGGGAAGGUCGGAGAGGCCACGCUCGCCGCGGAGAUGGAGGGGUCGUCGUGGGCCUGCCUCCCCGCCUACCUGUGCCUGCUGCUGGUCCUCGUGGCCAGCGCACCGACACUCACAGAUGAAGACGACUACGAUGACUACGUGGGACUCUACCUGGAGGACGACAACGCCACGGGGUGCAUUAAUGGCUUGGCGGAGGAGGACGCGUCGUGUGUCUGUCACCCGUGCUGGGGGGGCGUGAGGUGCCAGUCGUAUGAGGACAACUACGCGCCACGCUUCCUGGUCCACGCCGCCACAGCUGUCGUGCCCGAGAAUAUUACAGGGUCAGUGUACCGGGCCUGGGCCACGGACGGGGACCUGGGCCUCACCUGUCCCGUGGGCCUGGGACACAUCACCAGGUGUCCGUGCGCGGCCGUCACCUACCAGCUGUUCGCGGCACCCGGUGACCACCGCUUCGCCCUGCACCACACCACCGGCGUACUCUCCAGGAACAUCAGCGGGGCGCCGCUCCUGCCCGGCCAGUCCUACACCUACAAACUGAUGGUGCAAAGCCUGCCCAAGCGAGGGAGGAUCCAGGACCUGCAGUACGACAUCCUUGACCUGAGAAUCUACAUCAGCCCCGACUACGUCACCAUCACGCCGUGGACAUGACCCUCGCCCGGGGGCCAGCGACAUCCGGCCCUCGACCUCCACGGCCUCCUCUGAGCGACAGGCCGCGCCCAGUGCAAACGUGACGCCGCCCUUGGGUUCGUGCGUCACCCCAAGUCUGUGUCAUCGCCGGUGCUUCUGUAGGCUGACGCUGAGGCUCCCGAGGCAUCAGGGAGCUUCUUUGUCACCCUCGGAGCACCCUUGAGCCUGGUUUCUCCUUUAUUCGUCACCCUCAAAGUUCAGCCAUUCUUUAGAUCCUCUCCUCGGAAAGUUGAAAGUCCUUUUAUAGCUCCCUACGGUUAUCCUGUCGAUUCAGUAAGCCGAGGACGUCCUUAUCCUCCUCAUCCUCCACUCCCUUCACGUCGCCGCGGCUCGUCAAGGAGAUGAGCGGCUGGUGUUCGGCGGCGCCCGAGUUCACAACAGCCGCUUGAGGGUGCGAGGAGGAGGCGGAGGCGGAGACAGGCGGCGCGUGUCGUCAAGGAAUGAAGGAACGAAGAGCAAUUCAAUCAACCAGGAUUAAGAUUUCCCUCCUCGCUACUCUCAUAAUUGUCACUCCCUCCCUCCUCCACUUUCCAGCUCACGCGCCUCCCUACUCUGAUUCUUUCCUCCGGCUGACUUUUGAAUCUCCUCCAACACUCGUUUUUCUCUCCUCUCCUCUCCUUUACGCACCCUCCCCUUCGUCGUUUUUCUGCAUCUCCUCUCGUGCAACGUUUACUGAGAUCGAUGUGGCAACCAUGUAUAUUUUUUUUCUUUUUACUGUGGAAGGAGAGUGACUGACGAGGGCGCCAGACGGUUGCCUGUUCACGUGUUUGUAAGAGUCUUCGUGUCAAUGAGUGUCUCCGUGGCCGCGAGACGUGACCUGAGUCCUGGCGAGCUAGAUCCUUUCUUUCACCCUUCCCUUCCUCCUUCCCCCUCUCCCUCUCUCCCCUCUCGCUCGCUCGCUCCCCUCCUUCUUUCGUCUUGCCUCUGGGCUCUUUUUCUUUCCCCAUUUUGCCUCACCCCGCGUCUUUUUUGUUCCUUCACUUCACCUUUUUUGUCCUCUUUCAUCCUCUUACUUCUCCAAACUUGCGCCCUGGUCCUUAUCUUCCUCUUUUAGCCUGGUUCGUCUUGCUCUUUGUCUUCACCCUCCUCCUCCUCCUAAUCAUCUUUCUUCUUCUUCUCCUCCGCCUCCGCCUUCUCCUCCUCCCGACCCAUAUCUCAUUUUCCCUAAACCUUCCCUCUCCUUUCCACAAUCUCCCUGUACCCUCUGAUCCCUUACGUGUGUGUGUGUGUGUGUGUGUGUGUGUGUGUGUGUGUGUGUGUGUGUGUGUGUGUGUGUGUGUGUGUGUGUAAAGAUCCUCUGUCUGAGGUUAAUGUUGCGUGUUAAGGUCUGCGUCAGUAUCGAGCCUUCGUGAUAAGUCUGGCGCGGGGGCUGACUGGCUGGCUAACUCGCUGACUGACUUGCUGACUGGUGUGGCUUAUGGUGGCUGGUUUUGCUUUUGGUUCCCUCACACGGAAAAUGACGAGGCGCUGCGGUUGCUUUAGUGGCGUGGCGAACCAGGGUAUGAGGAGCACGCAACGUCCGCAGCAGCAGGGGAAGAAAGCGUCUGGUUGUUUCAGGCACGUGUGUGUGUGUGUGUGUGUGUGUGUGUGUGUGUGUGUGUGUGUGUGUGUGUGUGUGUGUGUGUUGCCGCCAUUGACCCCGAAGACGCCCAGUCCGCGCCGCAGCUUGGCCCUGACUGAUAUGAGGUCGUUUAUCUGUGAAGUUUGGCUCAGGCGAGUUUGGUUGUUACGAAGUUAAGAUGACACGAGACUCUUUGAUCUUCGGAGUGGACAGUGGGAGAGAGUGAGAGUGAGAGCGUUGGUGUGUGUCGGCUAAGAGAGGCCCAGAAAGGAAGUGUUGCUGCGGGGACGACUCUUGACUUUCUCGUUCCGGCUCUGCUCGGCGCUGCUGCUUGUUAUUCAUGACUCCUCAAUCCUGAGCUGUUUAUGGCCCGCACAGGGUAUCAUUUUGGAGGUAGUUCAUUUUUCUUUUUAAGGCUGUUUCAUGUCCCGGCCAAUCCUGCUCCCAGGCUACUUCGCGUCCACGCCGCCCCCCACCAAGUGUACAAAUAGAGUUGGCGCGUGUAGGAUCCGUGCAAGCUGUGCGGUGCAGGGGAAUGGCUGGCGUGAGGCGGCCCGGGGACGAGUGGCGUCGGCGGCACACGCCUUGUUUGAGAAUUAUUGUGUUAAUUAGUGGAUGUCGCGGCGCGAACCUCGCCCUGCGAAGCGUUGUCUGCAGAUGUGAGGCGAGCACGGAAGGUCUCGCUUACGACAAGUGUGACUAAGAAACGCCGAGCGAAGUCUGUUUUAUUUUUCAAAAAGUUUGGUGCAAGUAAUUUGCAGGGAAACGAACAUGUGUCGCGAAGAAUUGGAGAAACUCAGGUCUGCAAAACGCUGCCUCAUAAAAGUGUUCCAACUUAGGUAUUUGUGUUGAGGAGAAACUUAGUCAGCCAGCCAGCCAGCCAGUCAGUCAGUCAGUCAGUCAGUCAGUCACUCUGCCAGCCAGCCAGCCAGUCAGUCAGUCAGUCAGUCAGUCAGUCAGUCAGUCACUCAGUCACUCAGCCAGCCAGCCGGCCAGCCAGCCAACCAACCAGCCAGCCGGCCAGCCGGCCAGGCAUUCAGUCCCCCAGCCAGUCUAAAAGACAAGCAAACAGACGAGCCACCACCCGGACAGACAGACCUCAGUACCUAAGCAAACAUAUCAUUAGUCACGCCAUGUCGUGAGCGGCCAGGCGGAGCGGCGCCCCCAAGCCGCCAGGAUCCGCCGCCCAAGUAACAGUGUGGAGCAGCGGGUCGUGUUGGUGUCUAUCAGGGCUGAGCUGAUUCUAGAUAACUGUCAUCCCGCACACACAUUUGUCUCUGUGUACGUCAUCCUGUGGUGGACGCAUCGACCUUUCUUCGAUACUAGGACGUAGGAAACGAAGGAUAGUAUUGAUAUUUUUAGUACAUAUCACUGACCUCUCAGGGGGCGGUCUGUUGGGCCCCCGAAGACCUGGUGAGGCGAGGACGUGUAGAGUAUUCCUGGUAACACUUUCGUCAACCCUCCCCGGCGUAGCGUGGCGGGGAGGGGCGGUGUUGUAGCGACAGCCAGUGUUGUACCCGGUGUUGUAGCGAAUAAACUUCAUAGCUCAG